AUGGCUCUGCAAGAAGAACCCCAAGAGCUACAGAACCCUCCAAUGGCUUUUGACGCUUUGUUUUGUGAAGAAGGUCUUGAGGAAGAUUUGGGAGACAAUGGUAUUGAGGAAGAGAGUGAGGGUUGUGUUGGUAAUAUGGAAAAGCAGUCAACUUUCCCUCUGGUUUUGCUAGAAAAUGACUUUUUUUGGGAAGAUGAUGAACUUGCCUCUCUAAUCUCCAAAGAGGAACAAACCCAUGUGUGUUUCAGUGGUUCAAUCUCAGAUGGGCCUUUAAUGGCGGCUAGGACAGAGGCAGUGGAGUGGAUUUUGAGUGUUAAGGCACACUAUGGGUUCUCUUCUUUGACCACUGUUUUAGCUGUGAACUACUUUGAUAGGUUCAUUGCCAGCCUACGGUUUCAGAGGGACAAGCCUUGGAUGAGUCAGCUCGCUGCCGUCGCUUGUGUGUCUUUGGCUGCCAAAGUGGAAGAGAUCCAUGUGCCCCUUCUCUUAGAUUUGCAAGUGGAGUCGUCAAAGUACGUAUUUGAAGCAAAGACCAUUCAAAGAAUGGAGCUUUUGGUGCUGUCAACUCUUGGGUGGAGGAUGAAUCCAGUAACUCCAAAUUCAUUCUUUGAUCAUAUUAUCAGGAGGUUUGGUUUGAAGAUCCACUUACAUUGGGAGUUUCUGUGGAGAUGUGAGCGCCUCCUUCUAUCUGUCAUUGCUGAUUCCAGAUAUAUGUGCUUCAUGCCUUCCAUAUUAGCUACUGCAACAAUGCUUCAUGUUAUUGAUGAGAUUGAGGCAUUUAAUCCUGUAGAAUACCAGAGUCAGCUUAUGAAUGUACUUCAAGUCAGCAAGGACAGAGUCAAUGAGUGCUACAAGCUCAUCCUGGAACUAUCAGGCAGCUAUGGCAACAUCCACAACCAGAGCCACAAACGAAAGCAUUUAUCAGUACCCGGCAGCCCUAAUGGAGUUAUUGAUGCAUCUUUCAGCUGUGAUACAUCAAAUGAUUCGUGGGCUGCAGCAUCACCGGUCUCAUCCUCACCAGAUCCUCGAUUUAAAAGGAGCAAACUGCAGGACCAGCAGAUGCGGUUGCCUUCUCUAAAUCGUGUGUCUGUGGAUGUGCUUAGCAGUCCUCAUUAA
Prunus armeniaca (apricot) is the source of this 1116-nucleotide messenger RNA. Lineage: Eukaryota; Viridiplantae; Streptophyta; Magnoliopsida; Rosales; Rosaceae. The record is from the annotation of a GenBank genome assembly.